This is a messenger RNA of Choloepus didactylus (southern two-toed sloth), 4204 nucleotides long. It is a transcript of the gene ADAM8, whose product is annotated as ADAM metallopeptidase domain 8. Gene Ontology annotation, molecular function: cell adhesion molecule binding; metalloendopeptidase activity. The transcript is spliced from 23 exons. Lineage: Eukaryota; Metazoa; Chordata; Mammalia; Pilosa; Megalonychidae. Bases 470 to 3502 code for a protein of 1010 amino acids. The record is from RefSeq and is a predicted model, not a curated record. Gene Ontology annotation, biological process: positive regulation of cellular extravasation; regulation of cell-cell adhesion; proteolysis.
CGGAGUCGCGGCCUGCAGGACGUCUGCUGCCGCCCCCAGUCCCCCCCAGGGCCCGACCGUCCCGUCCGCGGCUCCCCCAGGCCAUGCACGCCCUCGUGUUCUGGCUGCCCAGCGCACUCUGGCUGCAGGGUGAGUGCCCCAGGUGCCCGUCGGGUCCGAGGGAGCUGCCAUCGGGGGCGCCGCGCCUGGGCGGGGUGGGCUCGCUAGGACCCGGGCGCCCUGGGGAUAAGUUCAGCAGGGGCUGGGGCUGGGGUGGCCUGGCGGACAGAACCCUCAAAAGGACUGUAAGAGGGCGCCAGCUCGCCGGGCGUUUCCCUGAGCGCGUCGCGGCAUUGGGUGCUUCCAGGCACGGGUUUCAGGCUGGCCGGGGCCCAGCAGCUCCUCCCUGUAUUGACCUGCACCUGGGGGGCUGCCCCCUUGCUCUGGGACCCUCUCGGCCGGCGAGGAAGUGGGAAGGGGUGAACCGUGAAUGGGAAGGAGGAACUGGGGUGCCCUGGGGUGUCUGGUGCCCCACCCCUCUGCACCCUCUGGGGAGGGUCUCUCGCCUGGGGGAGGCUGGGGUGGGCUGCUGGCCCUGGGCUUCCAGAAAGUGGAGCGGGGGUUUCCCGGCCACCUCUGGCUUCUGCGGGUUGCCUCACGGCAAUGCGGAGACGUCAUUCCCGUCUUAAAAGAGGAAGAGAGAACAGCCCCCGGGUCCUGGAACCCCCACGGCCAAUCAGGCGCGGCGACGCUCAAAGGCCCGAAAUCCCAGGUCAGCUCUGCCCCUGGCGGCCGGGCCCUCCCUCCGGCCUUUCCACCCCCAUCCCGCCAGGAGAUGAAAAACGUGUCGACACUGGGUGCCAGCCGGGCGGCCGGACCUGGCUCCGGGGGAAUCAGUGCAGCCUCCGGGAACGGCUGGGGCCAGCUGGGGUCCAGAUCUCGGUCUCCCGGGUCCCGGGACGUGUGUGGGUGGAGCUCGCGGCCACCCCAGUGGGCCCUCUGGCCUGUGCCGGGUCAUGGCGGGGGUAGGGGCUGCCCCGGGGUCCUGGCUGACCCUCCUCUUCCCGCAGUGAUGGCCUUCCGCCCCCCCUUGGCCCACGUGGAGCGGUACGAGGUGGUGCAGCCCCGGCGCCUGCCAGGACCCCGGCCACGCAGAGCGCUGCCCUCGGGCUCGGCCCUGUACCCGGAGAGUGUGAGCUACCAGCUCGAGGUGCAAGGGUCCAGCUUCACUCUGCACCUGCGGAAGAACAGGGACCUGCUGGGCCUGCGCUACACUGAGACCUACACGGCCGCCAACGGCUCGGAGGUCACAGAGCGGCUGCAGGAGCAGGACCACUGCCUCUACCAGGGCCACGUGGAGGGGCACCAGCUCUCUGCCGCCAGCGUCAGCACCUGCGAUGGCCUCAGGGGCUUCUUACAGGUCGGCUCGGCCGUCCACCUGAUCGAGCCCCUGGACGGGGGUGGAGAGGAGGGGCAGCACGCCCUCUACCAGGCGGAGCACCUGCGGCAGAAGGCCGGGACCUGCGGCGUCAGCCACACGAGCCUGGAGGCCGUCCUGGGGCCUCGGAUCGCGGCGGCCUUUAGGCCUCAGCCCCGGAGCCAGCCACUGUCCCGAGAGACCCGCUACGUGGAGCUGUAUGUGGUCACAGACAGGACAGAGUUCUGGCGGGCUGGCGGCCGCGAUGCCGUGCGCAGACGGGUGCUGGAGGUGGUGAACCACGUGGACAAGCUUUACCAGGCGCUCAACUUCCGCGUGGUACUCGUGGGCCUGGAGAUGUGGAAUGACAGGGACAAGUUCGUCAUCAGCGAAACGGCCGAGGUCACCCUGGAUGGAUUCCUGGACUGGCGGGCGACAAACCUGGUCGGCCGGCACCAGCACGACAACGUGCAGCUCAUCACGGGCGUCGAUUUCGCUGGCAGCACUGUGGGGCUGGCCAAGGUGGCCACGAUGUGUGGCCGAGGCUCCGGGGCUGUGAACCAGGACCACAGCGAGAGCCCCGUGGGCGUGGCAUCCACCCUGGCGCACGAGAUGGGCCACAACCUGGGCCUGGACCACGACGACAACAUCCCCGGCUGCUACUGCGCCGUGCCCGGGAGCCAGGGCGGCUGUGUCAUGGCCAGCAGCCUCAGCAUCGUGUUCCCCAAGGCGUUCAGCCGCUGCAGCGUGGGGGACCUGGAGAUGUUCGUGGAGAAGCCCCAGGCCGGCUGCCUGGAGAACGCCCCCGACCCCACGCGGCUGGUUAGCGACCCCGUGUGCGGGAACGGGUUCCUGGAGCGCGGGGAGCAGUGUGACUGCGGCUCGCCCCAGGCGUGCCGGGACCCCUGCUGCAAUGCCACCUCCUGCCGGCUGGCCAAGGGGGCCGAGUGUGCCCACGGCGCCUGCUGCCAUGGCUGCCAGGUGAGGCCGGCUGGCGCACUGUGCCGCCCCGCCAAGGACAGCUGCGACCUGGAGGAGUACUGCGACGGCCGGGGGCCCGUGUGCCCCGAGGACGUCUUCCAGGAGAACGGAUGGCCCUGCCCCGAGGGCUACUGCUACGACGGACGCUGCCCCACUCUGGCCCAGCGCUGCCAGGAACUGUGGGGACCAGGUACGCGGGGCGCUGCAGAGAUCUGCUCCACCUACAGCCUGUCGCUGGGCUGCACCAUCUCAAGCCAGACGCUGGGGGCUGGCCCGAGGACCAACAAAUGCGGGGUCCUGUACUGCGAGGGGGGACAGAAGCCUCUGGAACGGAGGUCCUGCAGCUUCUCCUUGCCCCAGGCCCAUUGCAGCGCUCUCCUCACGGAAACCAGCACCGCGUACGAGGCGGUGCCGGACGGCACCCGGUGUGGGGAGCAGAAGGUCUGCUGGAGAGGACACUGCGAGAACCUCCACGUUUACCGAUCCCAAAACUGCUCCGCCAAGUGCAGCGGCCACGGGGUGUGCAACCACAAGAGCCAGUGCCACUGCCGCCAGGGCUGGGCCCCGCCCCACUGUGCCGAGCUGCUGGGCAACGUGCAGGCAGCGUCCGGGAGCAUGCCGGUGGGUGGGCUGGUGGCUGUGGUGCUCCUGGUGACCAUACUGCUCGUCCUGGCUGCCGCCCUGAUCCUUCGCCGGGCCCGGAGCUGCGACCAGAAGAGGAACGUGGCUCCCAAGACCCAUGUGGGGCGUUCCAACCCCCUGUUUCAUGAUGGGGACAGCAGAGUACCAGAACCCACCGUGGGUCCUCCAAAUCUGGUCUCUGCCACCUCCCCCAGCGGACCCCCCAGAUCCACGGCCUCCUCAGUGACCCCUAAGCGGCCACCCCCUGCUCCCCCGGCCUCCAUGUCCAGCCCACCCUUCCCAGUCCCCGUCUACACCCAGCAGACGCCAAAGCGGUUCAGACCUGCACCGCCCACCAAGCCGCUCCCGGAGCUGAAGCCCAAGCAGGUCGUCAGGCCCGCCUUCGCGCCCCCGGUGCCUCCCGGGAAGCCUGGAGCUGGAGGGUCCGCGGCUGCUCCGUCACAGGUUGUUGGCCCAAAGGUGGCCCUGAAACCCCCUGUCUGAGGAGGUGACCGGGAGCCCCCCAAGCGCUGGUGCGGGGGCAUCUGCCAGUCUGUCUGGAAGCUGCCUGCUGUUCUGUGGAAAGACUCCCUGCCUGGCCGCAGUGUCCCCUCCCCUGGUCCAUUGUGAGAGCUGAGAAGUCCCAACUCCCCAGGCCCCAGGCCACAGCCCAGAGGCUCUCAGCUCAGGACACGGGGCUGGGCCUUCCCUGCCGCUCCACCCUCAGGAAUGCAUUCGCCCCGGGCUCUCCAGCCCCUCCCGGCCAUCCCCUCCUCGGCAGUGUGGUCACGUCCAGCCGCGUGGUCUCCAGGAGGGGAUGGCCGUGGUCUGGUUGGGGGGUGGGUGUACAGAAAGCCACUGGCCUUCCCUGGCCUGCUUGGGGGGCGAGGGACGCUUGGCUCCUCCAGGCUGCUCUGCUCCUGCCCUCAGGCCUCCUGGCUGCUUCAGGGGCCUUCUCCUUCCGGGCAGAAGGGCCAGCCUUGGCACGUGUUUACACUGCGUAUCAGCAGAAAUCGGCGUUUAUGUUGCGUAUCAGAGGGGGUCCCUCACUGGGGUUCUUCCCUUCCUCAAGAGGGUACCCGUGAGUGUUGGUUCUACCUCCUGACACCAAGUGCCUCCAUUUUCAGAGCCUGUUUUCCCAUGAGACUUAUUUUUUAAUAAUGGACUAACUGUAUUUUAUGAAUAAAUUAUUGACCAAGUUCUAAA